UUCAGGUCCGUCUGGCGAGAGCUCAAAGCUCAAGACUGGACGCAGAAGGCGCCGCCACGACGAAGUCUGGACGAUCGCUACUUCUACAUCAGACCCGGCGGCAGUACAAGCGGGGCGUCGGGCGUCGACUACUUUAUGGGCGAGGAGGGAGUGCUGGAGUAUUAUGCG
This is a messenger RNA of Phytophthora sojae, 168 nucleotides long. RefSeq lists its product as hypothetical. The transcript has a single exon. The annotation marks the transcript as partial. The record is from RefSeq and is a predicted model, not a curated record. NCBI's taxonomy places the organism in Eukaryota, Oomycota, Peronosporomycetes, Peronosporales, Peronosporaceae.